Messenger RNA from Brassica napus (rape), 759 nucleotides. RefSeq lists its product as uncharacterized. The record is from RefSeq and is a predicted model, not a curated record. NCBI's taxonomy places the organism in Eukaryota, Viridiplantae, Streptophyta, Magnoliopsida, Brassicales, Brassicaceae. The transcript is spliced from 2 exons. The coding region runs from base 1 to 759 and encodes 252 amino acids.
AUGAGGUUUUCUCUGCAUGAGUUUGAAGAGAUAACUGGCUUGAACUGCGAGUAUUUGAAGAAUCUCGAGAAUUUGUUUGUUGAGGUAACAAAUGACAUGAAAGCAUUUUGGGGGCAGAUGGGAGUGAAUUUCAACCGGGGGCCAAGUAUUGAUGAAUUAACUGGAGCGUGUCAGAUGUGCAGAACAUUGUCUCGAGAUGAUCGGCUUCGUUUAGGGUAUCCAGCCAUCUACUUUGGCUUCAUCGAAGCACCAAGAACCUCGUCACCCACACGGGCUAGCCUGGCUAGGUUAGUGAUGGAUCUAGAUGCUUUUGAAGAUUAUUCGUGGGGAAGAGUAGCGUUUAAAUUCUUGAUGGAGUCCGUGAAGGGUUUAGACUUAACAAAGACGUAUGCUAUUGAAGGCUUUGUUCAGACUAGGGCUAAAAACUUUACUGUGAAGGAGUACUCUGAAAUAUUCCCUCGCUGUGAUGGUGAUCUGGAAAAUGAGAGAGUUGAUAACAUAGUGAAGGCAAUGUUUUCUCCAGGCUGGGUGUGGGAACAAAGUCAUUGGCCUCUUGUUGGAACAAAACCGUGGACAAAUGUGAACGUGGAGAUCCAUACGAUGAAGAUAGAGGCUGGUGAGAUGGUGCGAAGCAAGAAGGCAGUGUCCCCUUCUCGCACAGAGUCCGAGGCAGAAUCACAUAAGAAGGCUCGUGAGUCCCAUAGCCUGGAUAGGGAGACCAUGAAAGCAUAUAUAGUUGUUUGGCCAGCUGGCAUGUAA